Messenger RNA from Didymodactylos carnosus, 417 nucleotides. NCBI's taxonomy places the organism in Eukaryota, Metazoa, Rotifera, Eurotatoria, Philodinida, Philodinidae. The record is from the annotation of a GenBank genome assembly.
AUGAAGUAUCUGUAUGGAGUUUUAAUGAUUGUUAUUGUUCUUCUAUGUGUAUUAGUAUCAUCCGUCAACUCUGCUGAAUCAUUAGAAUGUUAUGAAUGUAAUUCAAAUGAAAAUGAAGCUUGUUCUAAUGGUGAUGCCGCUUCAUUGUCACCAUUUAAAGCAACGUGUGCUCAAGAAAAGCCAUAUUGUAGAAAAAUCGUGCAAACAGUUCAAAAAAAAACAAGUAUUGUUCGUGCAUGCGGUUCUGGAUUAGGAAAUCGUGCCUGUUAUAAAACAGCUGGCCAAAACUCAGCAAAUGUUUGUUCAUGUAAUUCAAAUUUAUGUAAUCAUGCUGGAAUUGAUUUAAAACAAAAUCGAAUUUUAACAUUCAUAUCGUCGAUUAUUUUCAUUCUUGUCACCAUGUUACUAUUACGUUAG